This is a messenger RNA of Leptopilina boulardi, 2321 nucleotides long. RefSeq lists its product as uncharacterized. Lineage: Eukaryota; Metazoa; Arthropoda; Insecta; Hymenoptera; Figitidae. The record is from RefSeq and is a predicted model, not a curated record. The transcript has 3 exons. Gene Ontology annotation, molecular function: transcription coactivator activity; chromatin DNA binding; histone acetyltransferase activity. Bases 176 to 2101 code for a protein of 641 amino acids. Gene Ontology annotation, cellular component: transcription regulator complex; histone acetyltransferase complex. Gene Ontology annotation, biological process: positive regulation of transcription by RNA polymerase II.
CAAAACAAGUAACGAUUAUUAUCAAUAUUAUUAUUAUUGAGACAAUAGUUUUGAACAACAGUUCCUCUAUGAUCUCUGUGAUAUUUUGUACUGUAAUCUUGUCUCAUUCGAGAAAUUUAUUACUUUUAGUAUUUAAAAGCGGAAAGUUAAUUAUUUCACAAAGCAGGACUUGAUCAUGAGUUCCAAUGAUCAAGAAAAUUACAAUUCUGACGAAGUUGGGAACAUACCUGUAGUAAUGAAUGAAGAAAGUCAAUCGCCAUUAAAUAUUGCCUCUAAUGAUGACGAAGAAAAUUCAAAUUCAAAUUCUGAACAGGAACAAAUUCACGGAGCACAUGUUCCAACGAUUAUUGAUCCUGUGAGGCAGUACAUGUUACAAAAACAUCUUGUUCUUCUUAUACACGCACAAACAUGUUUAGAAGAUGAAAGUGAACGAAAUAUUCCAGCUUCCAGUUGUCGUGUUGCCUUUUGUGAUGUGAUGAGAAAUGUUCUAAAACACAUGGAAACUUGUUUAGAUGGCAUAAAUUGUACAUAUGAAUUAUGUAGUGCAUCUCAAUUACUUUUAUAUCAUUUACAAAAUUGUGGUCAAGCAACAUGUCCCCUUUGUGCACCAUUCAUUGAUACCGAUGUACUUUUAACAUCACCUGAACCAGAAUCAUCAUCCGACACGGAAAAUAAUAUAAAUAAUUAUCCACGAAGAAUUAGAUCAAUGUCAAAUUUAGAUUUAAAUCCACAAGAAGGUGUUUCAUCAUUAGAAGAAAUUCUCCAUUCGCCAAAUGGUAUUUCAAGAUGGGUGGAAAAUACGAGAAAAUUGGUACAACUUAAUUGGCAAUUAUUUUUACUUUUACACGCUGAUAAAUGUCGAGCUCAUCGUAGUCUCUUGUCAUGUCCAACGCCAAAUUGUCAAGAAUUUCGUACUGCAUUAAAUCAUAUGCCAAAUUGUCAAGCUGGACGAAAUUGCAUAUUUCCACAUUGUUCAGCCUCGAGACAAAUCAUUAAUCAUUGGUUAAAUUGUCGUUCAAGUAUUUGUCCAUUGUGUGUGCCUAUCAGACAAUUGGAAGGUGUACGUAGUAGAAAUUUCUUCACAUCAGUAUUACAAUCGAGUAGAAUACAUCGAAAUCCCGGACCGUCAAGUGCACCACCGCCUUUGCGACCAAUAGGAAAUCAACCAAGUUCGUCACAAAAUUUGAGAAAUAAUGGACAGAGUUUGAAUUCUAUAGCUGAAAAUGAUCAAAUUGAUGGAAUCAAUAGUGAUGUAAAUAAUCCACCAGGUGUGAGAGGACAAGGAUCAGGGGAUAUAAAUUCGUAUCGUACACCAUUGGAUGUGAAUGUUAAUCAAUCUACUAAUAGAACAAAUUAUAAUAGAGAUCCAUUACCUCUUUUGAUACACGUGAGUCAUGGUCCAUCAUGUUCGUUGAGUACAAACGCUGCAGGAUCUCUUCAAUUGUGCUCUUCAGCUGAACAUCAUUAUCAACAAUCAGGUUUUAUAUUUUCAAAUCCAAAUCCUCCGACGACACAAACGGAUGUUAGUCCACCGGGUGUUAGAGUUGGAAGUUUGCCAGGUUAUGGUCCAGAUGAUGUGAGUCCACCCGGUGUGAGAAUUGGAAGCCUUCCAGGUUACGGUCCAGAUGAUAUCAGUCCACCUGGUAUGAGAAUUGGAAGCUACAAUCUAAAUCCUACAGUUGAAACUAAUGAAACAAUUGAAAACAAUCAAACACUUCUUCGUGUGUGUGAUGAAAGUGUCAACAAUUCAUCUUCAUCAUCAAAAAUUGAUUUAAAUCCAGUUCCAGAGGGAAAGAUUUCAGAAAAUCGUACAUCAGAUACGUCAGUGAAUAGAGAUACAACAGUGAAUGAACCGGAAAUGCAAGCGCUUACCGGAACUAUGUCAAGAAUGUCUGUACCAGAAACUACUGAGACCAAUACAAAACAAUUAAAAGAAAUUGAUUCCAAUGAAUCAUCAAAUAUUGACACAACUUCAGUUAUAUCUUCCGAAAAAGAACUUAAUCCAAUUGAUGAUUCAAAUUCUCAAAUUACUGUUAUUGAUCCUUCGUUAGAUCUUCAACAAAAUGAAGGUUCAUCGACAACUGUAGAUGAAGAAAAAUGAUUCGCAUGUAAUAUGCAAAAAAAAAAAACAAUGACGAAAGGUAUAUUAUUCUAUUUUUAAACAAAUUUUAUGGCCUUGAUAUAUUGCAAUUUUUAAAUAGUGACAAAUUGAUUCGGUAUUAUAAUUAGGCCAGUGUAGAUAAAUUUUACUUGAUUUCUAACUAACAAUGUAAAAUAGGAACAGAGGGGACUUUUUAUUAAAGAUAUUUUUAUUAUUAAAA